AUGGCCAGAACUAAACAAACAGCUAGAAAGUCCACGGGUGGUAAAGCCCCAAGGAAACAAUUAGCCUCCAAGGCUGCCAGAAAAUCCGCCCCAUCUACCGGUGGUGUUAAGAAGCCUCAUAGAUAUAAGCCAGGUACUGUGGCAUUGAGAGAAAUCAGAAGAUUUCAAAAGUCUACGGAACUUUUGAUCAGAAAGUUGCCUUUCCAAAGAUUGGUCAGAGAAAUCGCUCAGGACUUCAAGACUGACUUGAGAUUCCAGUCUUCAGCUAUUGGUGCCCUACAAGAAUCUGUCGAAGCCUACCUGGUCUCUUUGUUUGAAGACACUAACUUGGCUGCUAUUCACGCUAAACGUGUCACUAUCCAAAAGAAGGACAUCAAAUUGGCCAGAAGAUUAAGAGGUGAAAGGUCAUGA
This is a messenger RNA of Saccharomyces kudriavzevii IFO 1802, 411 nucleotides long. It is a transcript of the gene HHT2, whose product is annotated as histone H3. Gene Ontology annotation, molecular function: DNA binding; structural constituent of chromatin; protein heterodimerization activity. The transcript has a single exon. The record is from RefSeq and is a predicted model, not a curated record. The coding region runs from base 1 to 411 and encodes 136 amino acids. Gene Ontology annotation, cellular component: nucleosome. Lineage: Eukaryota; Fungi; Ascomycota; Saccharomycetes; Saccharomycetales; Saccharomycetaceae. Gene Ontology annotation, biological process: rRNA transcription.